AUGAAAGAGGAAACAUAGAGACCUCCUGAGUCUAAAAAGAUUAAAAUAGAAAAGUCUUAUAAUCUUUUAGAGCCUGAAGAACUUCAGAAGCUUGGUAUUAGAGGAACUAGACUCGAAAUAGCAUUAAUGCUGAGAUCAAAACCAUUUGAUGUGGCUAUGAUUAUUUUGAUAAUCUUCUACACUUUGCUAAUUUUUAUCUUUUUCGCCUUCGUGGACACAUUCUUCAACGAUGAAAAAAGUCAAAAUGUUUUCUAUAUUAUUGAACUCGUUAUAUUAGGCAUAUUUUGUAUAGAAAUAGUAUUCCAUCUUAUUGGUUAUGGUAUGUUAUAUCUCAAAGAUAGCUGGAAUAUAUUUGACAUCGUCAUCAUUAUUCUAAGCAUUAUCUUCGUAUUUCUUGAUAUUUUCGUCGAUAACCCUGCACUUUAAGGAUUUUUAAAAAUUCGAAGCGUUUUCAGAGUCCUAAGAAUAUUUCUUCUAGUUAGAAAAUUAAGUGCCUUGAAAUCAAAAAGAGAAUAGCACAAGAGGACAAUUUUAAAAAUGGGAUUUGAUAUGAGAUCUCCUCUUGAAAAAGUUCUAGAGAUUUUAAACGAGUUACGAGAUUAGAUGGACAUGAAUGACACUAGGAUUAUCCAAGAUUUAAAUUAUUGCAUAAAAAUAAUAGCAUCUAAUAAACUAUAUGAGGUGAAUAUAGAUUACGACUAAAAUCUAAACAACACUCAAAGUAGCAAAGAAGUUUAGAUGCUCUUGAAUACUUAUUCUAGAGGUGCUACAGAGGAGAAAAAGCUUGUUUUACCCCCUUUAGUUAGAAGAUAGAGUUUAUUGCAAUUUGAUCCAAUGAACGUUUCUGAUACAAAGAAUGAGCAGAAAAAAUUCUAUGUAACUGUUGACAAAGUUGAAAAUACCUUAGAGUUUAGCGAUAAGACAAAGAAAGAGUUUGAAAAAAUAGCCACUUUAGACUUUAAUAUUUUUACUGUACAAAAUUUUACACUUCAAAAUGAAUUGGUUACAAUCACAACUUACUUGCUAGCUCAAGAAAACAUGUUCCAUUCUCUUAAAAUUGAUCUUGAGACAUUUAUAAACUUCAUAGAACACAUUCAAUAAGGAUACAAAGACAUCACAUACCAUAACAAGACUCAUGGAGCUGAUUUAUGCCAGUCAUUUUAUUAUUUUUCUGUAACUUGCGGUUUAAAAGAGAAAUGCAAAAUAGAUAAUUUAGAUUUUAUGGCAUUACUUGUAGCUGGAUCAUGCCACGAUCAUGAGCAUCCAGGUUUAAACAAUAUCUACCUUACAGAAACCAGAGAUCCUAUAGCUAUUAGAUAUAAUGAUGUAUCCGUCUUAGAAAAUCAUCAUGUUGCCAGUUCAUUUGCGACAAUGCUAGAACCUCAGAGCAACUUUAUGGAGAAUUUUAGCAAAGAAUAAUAUAAAAGAGCAAGGGCAGUCAUGAUAGGUGCAAUAUUAAAUACUGAUAUGUCACAGCACUUUUCUGAAUUAGGAAAAUUUAAGGCGAGAAUUUAAUCCCCAGAAUUUGAACCUGCUGGCUCUGACAAAGAUUUUGUCAUGUACGAAACUUUUCAUUUAGCUGAUAUUUCUAAUGCUACAAAACAAUGGGAUGUAUGUUUAAAUUGGACCGAACUAUUAUUCGUUGAAUUCUUCCAUUAAGGAGAUCUUGAGAGAAAUGCGGGAAGUAAAAUCAGCUAUUUGAUGGACAGAUCUAUCGUAAAUAUUGCCAAAUCCUAGAUUGGAUAUUAUGAUUUCAUCAUUGUUCCAUUUAUUCAGGCUAUGAAUCAGGUAAUUAGCAUAGAAUAGAAUAUUCAAAACGUUGAAGAUAAUAAGACUAAAUGGUAAGAAAGAUUCGAUGAAUAUGAGGAUAGGAUGAAUAAGGAGAAAGAAAAUCUCACCAGCAUUACAAAAGAUUUGAAUGCUAUAAAAAUAAGGCGUUGA
This is a messenger RNA of Stylonychia lemnae, 1941 nucleotides long. NCBI's taxonomy places the organism in Eukaryota, Ciliophora, Spirotrichea, Sporadotrichida, Oxytrichidae. The record is from the annotation of a GenBank genome assembly.